AUGCCCGACCCCAUCGAGACCAUCCGGGCGUGCCUGGCCUCGCCCCUGCCCCCCGGCUACAGAAACCCCGGCCCGAGGGUCGAGCACCUGCUCGCCCCGCGGGAGGAUUUCGUGAGCACCCUGGUGGCCGAGGGCCUCCAGCUGCCCCAGGACGUUGUGGCUGGUCUGAUAGAGAUCGGGGCCGUGUACUGCUGCCCCGUACCGCCUGCCCUGCCUGGCUCCCUGGCCUGUGAGCCGUCCUCCGGGGCCCGCCAGGCAGCCCUGAAGCAGCACGGCAACGAUACCCGCCUGUCGACGCCUCGCCGUGCCUCCAGGACCAGCGUGGCGCCGGCCGGCGCCUACCUGCGCGUGCACGCCCAUGUCAAGCGCUUCCCCGCGGCCGAUUGCGCGGACUGGGCGGCGCGCCUGCUGGCCGUCACCGACGAGCAUGUCAUUGUCAACAAACCCUGCGGCGUCCCGGUCCCCAUCACCGUGGACAAUGCGCGCGAGAGUGUGGUUACCCAGGCAUCCCAGCCGCUGCACAUCAUCCACCGCCUCGACCGAUGCACCGAGGGCGUGGUGGUGCUGGGGCGCGGCGUGCAGGCCGUGCGCGCUUUCCACGAUGCACAGCACUCGGGGCGCGUGCAGAAGACCUACCGCCUGCUCUGCCACGGCUCCCAGCCCCCUCCCCUGGGCCUCCUGACGCACCACCUGGCGGUGGGCACACGCAUCCCUGGCUGCCCCAUCCACAGCGUGGCGCACGACGAGCCGCGCCCAGGCACCGCUGCCUGCUCGUUGAUUAUGGAAAGCGCGGAGUCGGCGCCGGCGCUGGAAAGCGUGCACGGCGGCCCCGUCAUUGACUGCGUGGUGCGACUGGUCACGGGGCGCACCCACCAGAUCAGGGCGCAGAUGGCGGCCGUUGGGCACCCGCUGGUGGGGGACACGCUGUAUGGGCCGCUGGCACGGCGCCCGGGUCAGGCACCCGUGGAGGUGGCCAUGGGGGACCUCCAGGAGCCGGAGCUGGCGAUUGGGCUGCAGGCUGCUCGCAUGGUGGUCAUGGCGGAGGACGGAGCGACGGUCCUGCACGACUGGCGAGCCCCCGAGCCAUGGUGGACCCAGGCCUCGUCCUGUGGUCCACAGCAUCUUGCUUCCAGCCUGCAAUGA
This is a messenger RNA of Auxenochlorella protothecoides, 1143 nucleotides long. RefSeq names its product RNA pseudouridine synthase 6, chloroplastic. NCBI's taxonomy places the organism in Eukaryota, Viridiplantae, Chlorophyta, Trebouxiophyceae, Chlorellales, Chlorellaceae. Gene Ontology annotation, biological process: pseudouridine synthesis. Gene Ontology annotation, molecular function: pseudouridine synthase activity; RNA binding. The transcript has 6 exons. Bases 1 to 1143 code for a protein of 380 amino acids. The record is from RefSeq and is a predicted model, not a curated record.